CCAACCCUGCCACACUCAGCCCUUCAUUCCCUCGAAGCCGCCUCGCACCCCACGCCGCUCUCCUUGCUCAGAGGCAGGCCAGUGUGGGGCAACGAAGGAUUUCCAAACGUGCCGAGCGCUGAGGCGGAGUGACUCAGCACGCUGCAAGGAGAGCGAGCGCGACAGGAAAACGGCGUUAAGCAGGAGCAAGCUUCACUAAACUUUAAAGCCAUAGAAGCCAAAACGCUGGAUUUGCCCUACGGGGACGCACACUCUUACAAAACGGACACGCGACGGGAGGGAGGAGCGGAAGCGGCAGACCGCUCCCCGCACAGCCCGGCGAGGCCGCUCCCCACGCCCGUCCGCGCAGUCCCUCCCCUACUCCGCGUGGCCGCUGACCCUUCCCCCCCCUUCCCCUCUCCCCUGCACUCCGCCGGGGAAGCCCACGCCCCGUCCCGCUCCUACUCGCGCGCUGCAGAGGGCGGAGCCGGGGCCUUGAAACAGAGGCGGGCGCGAAGCGGGAGGGGAGCCGCGCUGCCGCUCGAGUUACUUGCGUGCGGCUGUAGUGGCUUGUGUUGCGUCACGCCUCUGUCAGCGCUGCAGCGCACCUGCAUCUGUGCUGUGCUGUGGAAGGAGGAUGAGGUAGCCGCUUCUCGACAGCUCUUGAGGAGUUUCUCACCAAGCCAAGAUCCUGCUGCUGACUUGACAAAGCAUCCCUGGGACCGGGAGGAAAGUGGAGAUUCAACAUUAAGUUCUCCAGCCUUAAGAAACGUCUGUCCUCCAGCAAAGACGAAAGCCAGGAGAAAGGGCAAGGACUUCUGAUCUGAAGCAGACUGUGACGAGCUGGUCUAUCUCUGAAUCUAUCAUGGAACAGGAUAUCUAUAGUGAUGGAUCUGACCAUGUGGAACGUAUGCUGCUCUUUGCUUUCCUGGCGGAGUCCUCUGGUUGCGAGUUCAGACAGCAGCUGCCAGUCCUACAAAGCCAGGGCGUCUUGUGCUCUCUGAAGGAGGUUCACUGUUACGAUAGUGAUGGGGAACUUCAGACUGAUGGGAAUCGAAGUGGCCACUUGCAGAAUGGUGAGCUAGCAGUGCUUGACCCUGAGGUGAAUGAAGAAAUUGUCCGGACCAUUGCUGCUCAGCUUGCUGAGAUUGGAGACCAGCUGGAUAACGAAAUCAAUGCAGAAGUAGUAAAUGAUCUAGUGCAACAUUUUCUGAAUGAGAAUCUGCCUAGAGAGGAGAUAACCCGGUGCCUGUUACAGGCAGUGGAAGGGCUUGCCAGAGCCAUCCCAUCAGAGCUGGAGCAAGAGAAGGCCAUGCUGGUGCUAGCAAUGCUCUUAACUAAGAAAGUGGCAAAUCAAGUGCCUUCCCUUCUACAACGUGUCUUCAGCACCACUGUGAACUACAUCAGCCAACACUUCCACAACUACAUUGUCAGAAUGCUCCGUGAGUGAGAGACCUCCAGCCAUCGGCUUCCUGAAGACUUUUUAACUUGUUGAUAUGCUCAGAUUACUUCUUCUGCUCAUAACUUCUGAGACACAGCUGUGAAAGGGAAGGCAGAGCUUGUAGAUGGGCUUUUGUAGACUAGCGCAGUAGCGAUGGUAGUGAGAGCUGCAUGACUGGUCUGCCAGCACCUGUAAGUAUAGUGCUUACCCCCCUCCAUUUUACAAAAUAAAUGUUUUUCUUAUUAUUUUUUUUUCUUCCCUCUCCUUAUUGGUAGCAGAUGUAAUGCAGGUACAGCCCCUGGCUCGUGCCUCCAGGGGAAAUGCACUGGGUGCUGAGCCCGCCUUGUCAGUAUUUCUGACCAACUGCUGCAUCCUGCAGGUUGCUGUGCUGCAGCUGGGCAAGGUACAGGGGUAGAUUUAAAGGGGGAACAGUAUCCGGAGAUGCAUGAGGAAAGGUGGUCUUUGGCUUCAGAGCAGCUUGCCGUAGAGAAAAGAAACCAGCUUUGAAUGAUGAGGAGUACCUGGUGUCUCUUGUCAGCAGCACGUUGCAUUCACAUCUCAGGUUUCAGUGAACAAACUUGGACUCAGGUUGUUUGAUGUAUGUGUCAUCACAUACGUGGUGGCUGAGGCUCCACCUGUGAUCCAGCUGCCUCUGAAGAUAUCAUGUAAAUAAUGUCUUUUUGUCAGUGUUGUUCUGUGUGUUUUUUUAAAAAUAAAAAUGGCCAUAACAUAUA
Molecule: messenger RNA, 2154 nt
Organism: Numida meleagris (helmeted guineafowl)
Lineage: Eukaryota; Metazoa; Chordata; Aves; Galliformes; Numididae
Gene: BID
Product: BH3 interacting domain death agonist
Exons: 7
Coding region: 845-1429 (194 amino acids)
Biological process (GO): apoptotic mitochondrial changes; positive regulation of intrinsic apoptotic signaling pathway; positive regulation of release of cytochrome c from mitochondria
Cellular component (GO): cytoplasm; cytosol; mitochondrion
Source: RefSeq, a predicted model, not a curated record